AUGAGUUUUAAAAGCUUUAUAUUAGCAAUGGAUUGCAAUUGCAUAAUAAUCCUAUUUGCGUAAUUAUUACUAUAACUGAAAAAAAUCUUGGUCAUCUAGGGAUGCGAUAUACACUAAUAACUAUCAUCACUAGAGAUAACAACGUUUCAGAAAGGGUGCCCUUUUUCUACAGUCAAUUUAACAAUACAUUAAAAAAUAAGUAUAUCCAAAACAUCAAGAAAAUGUGCGAGGUUCAAGAGCUGGCCGAUGGCCUGUACCAGAUGUUUAACAAAUACAAAGAGUUGCGUAAAAUCGAAAUGUUACAGAUCCUGAAACGUGUGCGCUGCUGUGAUUGCGGCCACCAAAAGCGACUUAGAAAGGUUCAAAAGAUCGAGUCUGGAUGUCCAAAAUCCAAAAACCAAGGUCGGAUAAGCUUUCUCCUCAUCGCCUGUUUCGGAUUGCUUAUCCUGAUCUCCAUUUAUAUGAUCUACGUGGCUCGGCGAUACAAUCAUGUUCGAGCCUAUGGCAGCAACGCCUGCGGAUCGACUUUUUUCUAUACCUACACUGACUGCGAUGUGUUCUACUAA
Molecule: messenger RNA, 566 nt
Organism: Drosophila suzukii
Lineage: Eukaryota; Metazoa; Arthropoda; Insecta; Diptera; Drosophilidae
Source: RefSeq, a predicted model, not a curated record